AUGGUUCCACCAAUUAGCCCGAGUGCUUUUCGGCCAUAUUCAACAACACCCGGAGUGGAGGCUGCCGGUUGCAGUAAUGCUGGGAACAUGAACAAGAGAAUGAUCGAGUUCUUGGGGACGAUCGUUCGGGUUUCGACGACGACGGCAGCCGACGAUGAACAGAGGAAUUUGAAGCACAAGUUGAAUGAGAGACGGAGGAGAGAAAAGGAGAAAAUUUGCUACUUUGCCAUGUAUUCUGUCGAGGAAUUUGAAGCACAAAAUGAUAAGAAGUCGAUAGUUCAGAUGGCAACAAAAAGAGUUCAAGAGCUGGAACUGGUGAAGAAGGAUUUGGAGAGGAAGGACAAGGAAUUGCAGGCAAAUAACGAAGGAGACAAGAUCAGAGUGAGGAUAGAUGAUCCAACGUGUGGGUUUGAUUCAGUGUUAGAGGCUUUGAAAUGCUUGAAUGAUCCUGUCGAGCUUUACAAAUCAAUAAUUCCUUGCUGUUUUGGAUACUGCAACUGA
Molecule: messenger RNA, 501 nt
Organism: Hibiscus syriacus
Lineage: Eukaryota; Viridiplantae; Streptophyta; Magnoliopsida; Malvales; Malvaceae
Product: transcription factor bHLH92-like
Exons: 2
Coding region: 1-501 (166 amino acids)
Molecular function (GO): protein dimerization activity
Source: RefSeq, a predicted model, not a curated record